Messenger RNA from Labeo rohita (rohu), 2636 nucleotides. It is a transcript of the gene adra2a, whose product is annotated as adrenoceptor alpha 2A. The coding region runs from base 364 to 1539 and encodes 391 amino acids. Gene Ontology annotation, molecular function: adrenergic receptor activity. Gene Ontology annotation, cellular component: membrane. Gene Ontology annotation, biological process: adenylate cyclase-activating adrenergic receptor signaling pathway. The record is from RefSeq and is a predicted model, not a curated record. The transcript is spliced from 2 exons. NCBI's taxonomy places the organism in Eukaryota, Metazoa, Chordata, Actinopteri, Cypriniformes, Cyprinidae.
AGUGCGCGCACUCACACUCUCCUCAGCGCGCACACGGCGGGCUAAUGUGAUUACGCCUCUAUUAGCUCUGUGCGCGAGACGAGACAGAUCACGCGCGCGCACAGCUGAGUGAGCGCUGGCGAUGAAGCGCUGUCUUCACAUGCAUCACUGAGGAAAUGCGAGGAAUUAAUCAUGCCGUUUUUCUCACGCUGAGAGGCUUUAAAAAUAGAAGUUACACUUUGAAGAAGAUUCAUUGUGUGGUUUAAUAAGUUUGUGGCUCGUAUCAGGCUUUUUUUCACUAAGAUGCCAAAACGGAAAAAAUUAAGUGUUUUCAACUGAAAACAUAAUUUCAGGUGUGAGAGGAAAAAAUUGUGAUUCUCAACAAUGGGGUGUAACGACUCAAUCAAUGGGACGGAUCCUCAGCCGUACACCCUGUUGUUGGCCCUUCCUUUGAGCGUCCUGGUGGGGCUCCUCAUCCUCCUCAUCGUCUUCGGCAACGUGCUGGUGAUAAUCGCUGUGUUCACGAGCCGAGCCCUCCGGGCUCCCCAGAACCUCUUCCUGGUGUCGCUGGCAUCUGCUGACAUAUUGGUGGCCACUCUUGUGAUGCCGUUCUCCUUGGCGAAUGAGCUGAUGGGCUACUGGACCUUCGGCCAGGUUUGGUGCGAAAUCUACCUGGCCUUGGACGUUCUCUUCUGCACAGCCUCGAUCACCCACCUGUGCGCCAUCAGCUUGGACAGGUACUGGUCGAUCACGCAAGCCAUCGAGUACAACCUCAAGCGCACGCCACAGCGAAUCAAGCGCAUCAUUUUUAUAGUUUGGAUCAUUGCCGCCGUGAUCUCCUUCCCGCCUCUUAUUACCAUGGAGAAGGGUGAGGGGAAAUUCUGCAAAAUCAACGAAGAAAAAUGGUACAUAGUUUCCUCGUCCAUCGGCUCCUUUUUCCUGCCUUGCAUCAUCAUGGUCCUCGUCUACAUCCGAAUCUACCAGAUCGCCAAGAAGAGAACCAGAGCGCCUCCUGGGGACCGGAGGAAAAAGGACACCGCGGACAAGAAGGAGAAUGAUCUAGAGAAGGAUCCCCACGAGAAGCUCAACGGGAAUCCGAACCCUGAGCCGGACGACAAGGGCGAGAUCAAUGGCGUGGACAUGGAGGAAUCAUCCUCCUCAGACCACAAGGUCUCCAACCCUUGUUCCCUCAAGAAAAAGAGAUCAAAAGGAAAGACCAAGUUGAGCCAAAUCAAACCGGGGGACAGCGACAAGCAUGAGGUCCUCCAGACCACCAAGACCAGCAGGUGGAAGGGCCGCCAAAACCGGGAAAAGCGCUUCACGUUCGUCCUGGCGGUGGUCAUAGGCGUGUUCGUCAUCUGCUGGUUCCCGUUUUUCUUCACCUACACGUUCACGGCGUUUUGCGAAUGCUGCGUGAAUGAAACUCUCUUCAAGUUCUUCUUCUGGUUCGGCUACUGUAACAGCUCCCUCAAUCCUAUUAUAUACACCAUCUUCAAUAAUGACUUCCGAAGAUCCUUCAAGAAGAUCCUCUGCUGGAGAGAUAACAGGAGAGUGGUGUGAAUGAGCUGCUGUUUUUUUUCUCUCCUCUAUCCAGUGUAAUAUAUCACCUGGCAUUUACAGGAAGUACUUGUGUACAGUAAGCCAACACGUCGUGUGUCAUUAUACAACAAAUCCGGAGUGGGGGAAAAGACUCUUACAUGCUUUGUACAAAUGCAACAAUGCAUGGUUAUGCAAUUACAGCACAAUGCAGAUUCGUCCAUUUCUGAAGUAUUGUUGUGUUGUUCUUGAUAUACAGUGAGUGGUGUCGUUUCGUAACUCUAGUAUUUUAUCAUCUGCCAACGUGGAGGGACAUAUUCGAAGACACUGCAUCACCAACCACACUGGAUGUUGUUCAAAAUAUGAAAAACAAUUUGCAAAGUGUCAAAGGACUACAAGCUUGGCCUUCAAACUACGCUGCAUGUCAACGUGUUCUUAUUUCCCUGACAUUCUGUAUAAUUAAUUGUGAAGGUGUUGAUAUUGUUUGGUGAACUAAUUGUCUUUUUUAUCCCUGCCAGUAACGGUUCAUUUAAAAUCUUGCUGUGGACCAUUAAGCAACAAGAUGUUGAGCUCGUCCGACUGGAACCUGACAUGCCGGUGUCACAACAGAUUUCUCCCGUUUCUGAUGUAGUUUAUAUCUGUCACCAUAGAUAUAAUGGAUGGAUGUGUAGUACCACAACAUGAGGGAUACUUACAAACCAUGUGUCAAACAGCUGGUUUAGCUGGUGAGUUAGUAGAAAUGCACAACAAAAGAGAGGUGAAUAUUCAGCAGAAUAUCGAAUGACUGAGAACAGAGUUUCUCCAGGUCAAGGUGAGGUCAGGCCUCUAGCCAUGCUGGCUUUUUCCCGCAGGAUAUCCAGUUGUAGAGAGAUGGAGUGAGUGUCCAGUCCAAUUGCUAAAAUGUCUGACAACAAAGGUCUUGAAUGACAUCUACAAACUACCCGUCACUGUGCGUUAUUGCCGCAUCUGAAAAACCUAAUCAUGAUGUAUGACUCACUUCAAUAUAUUGGCUGUUUUCUGGUUGUGUUCUCAACGUGUUUAACCAUCGAGGUCUGAAAAAAAAAACUGUUUGCACACACAAAGAGAGAAAACUCUCGAAAAAUAAAAAGUGCAGAGCCUUU